AUGAAGUUCACUAUUUUUACGUUUACUUUAUUACUAUUUCAGUUCCCUUUUGAAGAGGGAUUGAACGACGAGAAACGCCUUCUUCUUAGUGAUCCACAACUGAUGCAGUCUGAAAUCCACGCCUUGCAGCAAGAAGUGGAAUAUUUCAGAGUCUUGGCAAAGGAGUUUCAGGCCCAAAAGCAAGAAAACCAAGCUCUCAAAACAGAAGUGGCGGAUCUUAAACAAAAGUUUCAACUGCUGGAAUCCAGUUCUAAGAAGUCCGGUUCCAUAUAUACUAGAUGGGGGAAACACAGUUGUCCGAAAUUGAAUGGAACGGAAUUAGUUUAUGACGGUACAGCAGGAGGCAGCUACUAUUCAGAGACUGGUAAUGGUGCCAAUACUUUGUGUCUCCCACAUGACCCUGAAUUGUUACCAGAUCAUUUACCACUUACACCGUCUGGAUUCAGCCAUAUCUACGGUGGUGAAUAUCAAUUUAGUUUAGGAAAGGUUGUCAUACAAGAUGAUGUGCCCUGCUCUGUCUGUCAUGUCAAAAUGGCGACUUCUUCGAUGAUGAUUCCAGCCAAACGAUCGUGUCCGACUGGAUGGUCUAAGCAGUAUUCUGGUAUUCUAACAGCCAAUUCUUAUGGUUACGACAAAAGCGAGUACCUUUGUGUAGAUGAAGACCCUGACUUCGUUGAGAGAUCUCGACAAAAUGAGGAAGGGAAACUCUUUUAUACAGUGAAAACUGUGUGCGGUUCUCUACCAUGUCCACCGUACAAGAAUGCAACAGUGGUGUCAUGCGUUGUUUGUACAAUGUAAUUAUAAUCAAUUUCAGCAAUAAAUUCACGU
Molecule: messenger RNA, 828 nt
Organism: Saccostrea echinata
Lineage: Eukaryota; Metazoa; Mollusca; Bivalvia; Ostreida; Ostreidae
Product: short-chain collagen C4-like
Exons: 3
Coding region: 1-798 (265 amino acids)
Source: RefSeq, a predicted model, not a curated record